Molecule: messenger RNA, 561 nt
Organism: Fraxinus pennsylvanica
Lineage: Eukaryota; Viridiplantae; Streptophyta; Magnoliopsida; Lamiales; Oleaceae
Source: the annotation of a GenBank genome assembly
AUGGAAGCACAGUACAUAAUUAGACACCAUAGGCACCAGCCAACGGAGCAUCAGUGUUCUUCCUCUGUUGUCAAGCACAUCAAAGCCCCUGUUGAUAUUGUUUGGUCAGCAGUGAGGAGAUUUGAUCAACCUCAGAAGUAUAAGCCCUUUGUUAGCAGGUGCAUUGUGCGGGGUGAUUUUGAGAUUGGGAGUGUUAGAGAGGUGAAUGUGAAGUCGGGACUUCCUGCCACGACCAGCACUGAGAUUCUGGAACUGCUUGAUGAUCAGGAGCACAUUCUUGGCUUCAAGAUUGUUGGUGGUGAUCACAGGCUAAAGAAUUACUCUUCAAUCGUUACUGUCCAUCCCGAGAUAAUUGAUGGGAUACUAGGAGCGCUGGUUAUCGAAUCAUUUGUGGUAGAUGUGCCUGAAGGGAAUACUCAAGACGAGACAUGCUACUUUGUGAAUGCUGUAAUAAACUGCAAUCUCAAAUCUUUGGCUAUUGUCUCAGAGAGUACGGCACUGCAAGGUUGCUCACACCCGUCAAUCGACUCUGAGUUGUCCAUUUCAGCUAUUAAGCUUUGA